AUGGAUUCGCCUUCAAUGGAAACUAUUUAUCAGGCCAUCAGUGCCUUGUAUGAUAACCCUAAUACAUCGGAAAAAGAAAAGGCUUCACUUUGGUUGGGAGACGUUCAAAAAUCGAUACACUCAUGGAAAAUAGCAGAUCAACUGUUGCAGCAGAAAAAAGACGUAAAAUCAUGUUAUUUUGCGGCGCAGACGAUGAGAUCAAAGGUACAACACAGUCUGUCAGAGCUGCCACAGGAGGCUCAGAUUUCUUUGAGAGAUUCUCUGAUCAGUCAUUUGGAAGGCAUCUCCUCGGACGUGACGCCCGCCAUCCUCACUCAACUGUCCCUGGCCCUGGCCGACCUGGCGCUCCAACUUACAUCGUGGCAGAACUGUGUCAAUGAUCUUAUAAAACUGUUCUCAAGUAAAAAUGAAUUUGCAUUACUAGAAGUAUUGACAGUCCUACCUCAGGAAAUCGACUCGUCCAGUUUGAAACUCGGUGAGAACAGACGGGAAGAAAUCAAACAAGAACUGCGAGCUAACUCGCAAAUAGUAUCGUUUUUUCUUAAAGAGUGUAUUAAUAAUUCCCAAAGUUCUCAUGUGGCAUUAAAAAUAGUGAAGUGUAUGACAUCCUGGAUACAAGCGGGGGCCAUGAACAUACAAGAAGUGCCGCAGAAUGCCAUCAUAGGUUUCAGCCUACAAGUGUUAAAAGACCACAAUUCUAUAAACAUUUUACAUGAUGCAGCAUCCGACUGUGUGUGUGCUAUACUGCAUUGUUUAGAGAACAGUAAUUGUGACGAUGAUGUUAAAAAACUGUUAUUUGAUAGUGUUGCCUCCCUAGAGGAAAGUUAUCAUAUGGCCGUAGCUCAGGAGGAAGAGGAAAAAGCAGCAAACUAUGCCAGAGUGUUUACGGAGCUGGCCGAGACAUUCUUACAUGUUAUAAUUAUCAAUACGGCCAACGGCUCGCCACACUAUGCUAUGAGGGCUUUAGAGUUGGCUCUGACCUGUGUUGGCCAUCAUGACUAUGAAGUAGCGGAGAUCACAUUCAAUGUCUGGUAUUGUUUAGCGGAGGAGGUCUAUGAGAGAGACUAUCAACCCUUCACAGAUGCCUUCAAACCUCAUAUUGAGAGACUGAUUGAGGCUUUAGCGAGACACUGCCAGUAUGAACCUGAUCUCACACAGUUGCCACAAGAAGGGGAUGAGUUUUAUGAAUUCCGAGUGAAAGUGAUGGAGUUGAUCAAAGACGUAGUAUUUAUAGUGGGCUCCAGCUCAGUGUUCAGAAAGAUGUUUGGAGUGUUGCAGGCCGACCUGCCCUGGGAGCAGACUGAGGCUGCACUAUUCAUUAUGCAGGCUGUUGGGAAAAAUAUACUACCCGAGGAGUACGAGUAUGUACCGAAGGUGGUGGAGGCGAUCCUGUCGAUGCCAGACACCGCGCACGAGGCGGUCCGCCGCACGUGCCUGGCGCUGCUGGGCGAGCUGUGCGAGUGGGUCCAGCGACACCCCGCCUGCCUGCCCGCCUGUCUGGACGCUCUGGUGCGAGCCCUGCCGCGGCCCGCGCUGGCCCCCGCCGCCGCCGCCGCCCUGCAGAGCAUAUGCCGCGCGUGCCGCUCCGACGCCGCCCAGCACUACGGCCAGCUGCUGACGGUGGUGCGCCGCGCCGACGAGCUGCAGCUGCCCGCUCCGGCCGCCGCCACGCUGCUCCGCGCCCUGGCCGCCGCGGUGGGCCGCCUGCCGCCCUACAGACUCGCCGAAGCCAUGAGCGAAGCCACGGCCGUGCAGCUGGCCGGCCUCGUGCGCCUGCUGGACGCUCCGUCAACGGAGGUCCGGAAGGGAACCACCGCCGACCCCAUGCUGUGGCUGGACCGGCUGGCGGCGCUGUUCCGGGACGUGGACGUGGCCACGCCUCCCUCCGAGCCGCACCCCUGUCUGCCCGCCUUCAAGGAAGCCUGGCCCGUCGUACACAGGAUCAUGAACAAAUACGUGACGGAGUGGCGCGUUAUGGAGCGUUCGUGCCGCUGCGUACGGUUCAUGGUGCGCUGUACCGGCAAGCACGCGGUGGAGAUGCUGGAUGAGCUGUCCCGCGCGCUGCCGGUGCUGUACGCGCGCUGUCCCCACUCGUGCCUGCUGUACCUGGCGGCUGUCAUCACGGACACGCUGGCGGACGACCGGACAGCCACAGCGUCCGCCCUGACCCGCCUGCUGCACGACCUGCUGCCACGCGCGCUCACCCUCCUCACCGCGCCCAACGGACUAAAGGACAACCCGGACACUGUCGACGAUCUGUUCCGACUCUGCGUCCGAUACCUGCAACGUUGUCCGUCGGCGCUGGUGGGCGGCGGCGGAGGGGGGGAGGGCGGCGCGCUCGUGGGCGUGCUGCAGCUGGCGGCCGCCGCCUGCUCCCUCGACCACCGGGACGCGAACGGGACCGUCAUGAAGUUCCUGCUCGAAGUGGUGAGGACGGCCAACGCGGCCAGACACAAGAGUGAAGCGGAGAGAAGCCCCGUACAAGCGGCGGCGGUGAGCGCGGUGCAGGGCCUGGGCGAGUCGUUGACGUACUCGCUGCUGGAGGCGGCGGCGCUCCACCUGCACGCGUACAUGCUGGGCGACGUGGCGGACGUGCUGCUGCAGCUGCUGGCCUGGCAGCGAGCAGCGCACCCCUCAGCAGAAGGCGACUGGCUGCGGGCCAGUCUGUUACGUCUGCCGCGACAACCUCCCGCGCCCACUGACAUUCAGUGUGCACAAUUCCAUCAGUACGCUCUCAGGGCCGAGAAGUGCAAGGAGAUGACUCGCCUGCUGCGAGACUUCGCCCGCCUCUAUCGAUAA
Messenger RNA from Danaus chrysippus (African queen), 2799 nucleotides. NCBI's taxonomy places the organism in Eukaryota, Metazoa, Arthropoda, Insecta, Lepidoptera, Nymphalidae. The record is from the annotation of a GenBank genome assembly.